This is a messenger RNA of Ilex paraguariensis (yerba mate), 4210 nucleotides long. NCBI's taxonomy places the organism in Eukaryota, Viridiplantae, Streptophyta, Magnoliopsida, Aquifoliales, Aquifoliaceae. The record is from the annotation of a GenBank genome assembly.
GCUGGCGGGCUAGAUCGAUUCUUUUUAGAGCAGUGAAUCGCUCACAACCCCUCUCGAAGUAGUUCCUGUCCCCUAAGUUUCCCAUUCAAGUUCGCCGCAUUUUCCGGGAAAAUCAGUUCCACUGUUCAAACUCCGCCAUUUUAGCGUGUCCAAGUUUUAUCUGCAAUUAAAAACUUUUUUUUUCCCCCUGAUUGUCUUCGCCCUGAACUGAUGGACGACGACUGGUUAUCAUUUCUUUGGAAAAUUCGAGCCUUUAUCAGGUGAUGAGAUCAAGUGGAUGGGGAACAUAUUGCUUCUUUCUUAAGUUGAGCACUUGAGUUGGGCAGAUUUGAUCACAUGGGAUUGGUCCCAAAAUUGAUUGUUAGCGUUCUUUAGCUGUUAACAAUAUGGCAUUGGAUGUUGUUACCAGUCCCCUUGUUGAUUUAGCUGCAGACGCUGUCUCUCAAAUCGUUGAUGUUGUACUUGCUACUGAGAAUGUCUUAAUUGAGAAGGGGAGUUUUGCACAACUUGCAUCUUAUUUGGGCAGGAUUAUCCCUCUCCUAAAAGAGUUUAAUAGACAGAAUAUCAAUUCGCAAGGUCUGAACAAUGUUAUUGAUAUCCUUAACCGCGAGCUCAAAGUUGCGAAGCAACUAAUCAUGGAUUGUAGCAAGAGAAACAAAGUAUAUCUUCUUGUGAAUUGCCGGUCGAUUGCUAAGCGCGUAGAAGACACUACCAGAGAGAUUAGCCGCGCUUUAAGUCUUAUUCCUUUUGCAUCACUGGAUAUUUCCUCGGGCAUAAUUGAAGACAUCAGUCAGCUAUGUGAAAGUAUGCGAACUGCAGAAUUCAAGACUGCCAUAGUAGAAGAAGAGAUUUUGGAGAAAAUAGAGUCAGGAAUACAGGAGAGGAAUGUUGAUCGAUCCUAUGCCAAUAACUUGCUCAUUUCCAUUGCAGAGGCUAUUGGUAUUUCCACUGAACCAUCAGCAUUGAAGAAGGAAUUUCAAGAAUUCAAGACGGAGAUAGAAAAUGCACAGCUGAGGAAAGACCAAGCUGAGGCCAUACAAUUGGAUCAAAUAAUCGCUUUGCUAGAAAGGGCAGAUGCUACUUCAUCUCCCAAGGAGAAAGAACUGAAGUAUCUUUCCAAGAGGCAUUCUUUAGGUAAUCAACCAUUGGAACCUCUGCAGUCUUUUUACUGCCCAAUCACUAGGGAAGUCAUGGUGGACCCUGUGGAGACUUCCUCGGGGCACACAUUUGAGAGAAGUGCAAUAGAGAAGUGGUUUGCAGAAGGAAAUAACUUGUGUCCUCUGACCAUGAUUCCUUUAGAUACAAUAAUGCUACGGCCCAACAAAACUCUGAGGCAGUCAAUUGAAGAAUGGAAGGAUAGAAAUACCAUGAUUACUAUUGCAUCCAUGAAACCAAAACUUUUGUCUCGAGAGGAGGUGGAAGUGCUUCAUUGCCUGGAACAGCUACAGGAUCUCUGUGAACAGAGAGACCUACACCGAGAAUGGGUAGUAUUAGAGAAUUACAUACCUAAUCUUAUUGAAUUGGUUGGUGCAAGAAAUCGAGAUAUCAGAAAUCGUGCCCUCGUCAUCCUUUACAUCCUGGCAAAGGAUAGUGAUAACACCAAGGAAAAGAUUUCAAUAGUUGACAAUGCCAUUGAAUCCAUUGUUCGCUCCCUUGGACGUCGUAUUGAGGAAGGGAAGUUAGCUGUGGCAUUACUAUUGGAAUUGUCAAAAAAUGAGUUAGUACGAGACUGCGUUGCGAAUGUUCAAGGCUGCAUUUUCCUUUUGGUGACUAUGUCUAGCAGUGAUGAUAGUCAAGCUGCCAGAGAUGCAAGGGAGCUAUUGGAGAAUCUCUCAUUCUCUGAUGACAACGUAAUCCAGAUGGCAAAGGCAAAUUAUUUUAGAUACCUGCUGCAACGCCUUUCUUCAGGACCAGAGGAUGUUAAGAUGAAAAUGGCAACAACUUUGGCAGAGAUGGAGUUGACUGAUCAUAAUAAGUCAUCUCUAUUUGAAAACGGCAUUCUGGGUCCACUGAUUGAGUUGGUGUCAUGCGAUGAUAUUGAGAUGAAAACUGUAGCUGUCAAAGCUCUUCAGAACCUCUCAAGCUUACCAAAGAAUGGCCAGCAGAUGAUUAGACAAGGUGCAGUUGUUCCAUUGCUUGACCUUCUCUAUCGUCACACAUCAUCACCAAAGUUGCGUGAACAUGUAGCAGCCACAAUUGCACAUCUUGCCAUAUCAACUGUUUCUCCAGAUUCCCAUGAGACACGGGUCUCAAUGUUGGAGACUGAUGAAGAAAUCUGUAGGCUCUUUUCGUUGAUCAACUUGACAGGUCCUUCUAUACAAGAAAACAUUCUAUGUGCUUUUUUUGCUCUGUGUCAAUCGCCCUCCGCUACUAAUGUCAAGGCAAAAUUAACACAGUGCUCAGCUGUUCAAGUAUUGGUUCACUUAUGUGAGAUCGAUAACCUCGGUGUACGUGCAAAUGCCACUAAGCUGUUAUUUUGCUUGACGAAUGAUGGUGAUGAAACCACCGUGUUAGAGCAUGUGGAUCAGAAGUCAAUUGAAACCUUGCUCAGAAUCAUCAAGACUUCCAAUGAUGAGGAAGAGAUUGCUUCAGUGAUGGGUAUCAUUUCAAACCUUCCCAAGUCCCCCCAGAUCACUGAUUGGCUGUUGGAGGCAGGAGGUCUUCCGAUCAUUUGCAGAUUUCUUCCUGAUGGCAAACAUAAUGGUCCACACAAGAAUCAGUUAAUAGAGAAUGCUGUUGGAGCCAUAAGUCAUUUUACUGUUCCAACAAACCAGCAAUCACAGAAGAAAGCAGCUGAAGCUCGUAUUAUUCAUGUGUUGGUUCAGUUGCUAGACGUAGGAACCAGCUUGACAAAAAGACGUGCUGCCAUUUCUCUUGCUCAGUUUUCAGAGAGUUCCCUCAGGCUGAGUCGGCCAAUCCCAAAGCGUCAGGGGUUGUGGUGCUUCUCACCUCCCCUGGAGGCUGGUUGCCCGGUUCAUCGAGGAAUCUGUAAUGUGGAAUCAUCGUUUUGCCUGUUGGAGGCUGGUGCGUUGGAACCUCUUGUGAGGGUUCUCGGGGAGCCCGAUCCUUUAGUUUGUGAAGCUUCUUUAGAUGCUCUGUUGACUUUGAUUGAGGGUGAAAGACUGCAAAGUGGUAGCAAGGUGCUUGCUGAAGCAAAUGCCAUACCCUUAAUCAUAAGAUUACUUAGCACCCCUUCCCCUGGAUUGCAGGAGAAAGUGUUGAAUUCCUUAGAACGAAUUUUUCGUCUAGUUGAGUACAAGCAAAGGUAUGGACUCUCAGCUCAGAUGCCUCUUGUAGACUUGACUCAAAGGGGAAAUGGUACCAUGAAAUCUUUAGCAGCCAGGAUACUUGCUCAAUUAAAUGUGCUUCAUGAGCAGUCCUCUUAUUUCUAGAGGACGGUAUAUCGCUCAUAUUUAAUUGGGUAAGAAGAAGUUUGUGAUUUCUUAGGAAACCCCGUGAUUCAUGAAUUUUCUGGAAUCAUUUACUAGGGUAGGAGAACUUUGUAGGCAGGCAUGGACUAUCCUAGUUGUAGGACUAUACAUAUCUUUCUCAUCUUUGAGUAAGCAUCCCUUGGAGUUUGCCAAAGAAAGUGAGACUGGUGGUGGUUUACUGAGAUCUUUCUUUUGUUGAAUUAUCAAGUGUCUCCUAGCAUUGUGAAGUUUCUGCUAUGUGCCUCCUCACUGAAUGGUAGCACGGGUUCCCAGCAAUGUAAUGCCAUUGAAGACAGAUUAGCGUUGCUUCCUUCCUCGAAGGCCAGGAGAUCUUUCAUGGCAUAAAUUAACAAAUACAGGAGCAUUGACCCUGUCUAUAUUGAAGCCUGAUUGGUUUGCUUGGUGGGAGGGGAUAAGGAAUUGGUGAAAGCCUCCAUUGUGGUGGAAGGGUUAGAAUUGGUGAUAGCCUACAUUGACAAACAGGUUAGCCAAGCUAGGGUUCUUUUACAUUAUCAAAAUUUUUCUGUAAUUGAUUAUUUAGCUUCUUCAAUUUUGUUGUAUAUGGUGAAAUUGAGAUGGAAGAAUUCAAUAAAAGUCCAAGUUCUGAAUUUGGGCAUUUUGGUUUUGUUUUGGUAGCGGGGGAAGAGAGAGAGAGAGCAGAUUAGGAAAUUGUGUGGGACAAAACUGCAACAGUUCUAACUUUUAUAAUUUGGUGCUCAACAAAUUUUAGAAGCUUGUUUGACAUAUUUACUUUUCAGUCAUAAGUUGAGAACUCUUUG